UCCUAAGAAACAACGUGUUUUCAUCCAAUUUAAAUGUUAAAAUAAUCUGUCCCUGGGGCUUUUAACUCGUUAAAAUUUGUAUAAAAAAGUUGGAAACCAAACAUUACGAAUUGUGAACACGAAGGCGACUGAAAGAAGUUCGCCGACAGGCGCUUAAGAUAUUGUAUAUUAUUAUUAUUAGUUUUGAUUGGGGGAUGCGGAAGGGCGGAGGAGUUGGGGAAGGAGAAGUGGAUAAGUGGGUCACUUGUCCAAAGAACAAUUUGCAGCGCUGCUUGAUGAGCGAUAUCGUAAUCAUAUCAUGAAUGUGAACAAUUUGACAAACUCGCAUAUAGAUGAAGUGCACACUUUAAAACUUCGACUUUUUUUUAUUUUCAAGCAAGCCAUUUGUUCAUUUGUUACUUACGUUGUGACAUCAGUAUGAAGUUCACUUGGAUUCUUUCGGUUACUGUGGUAUUCUGCUAUUUAGCCGUUUUCUCUACCCAGGGAGAAAUUAUUUACCAUCAGACCAUGACGCCAUCUUGGUUGGAGGCGCAUGCGUCAUAUCUUGACAGUUUUCGUACAGCAACCGCUGAACAGCUGACAUUCAACGCAGCCUCAGUGGAUCACGCCGUUCUUCUAAAAGUCCCCAUGAUUCCUCCUGGUGUCUUGAGAAGUUCCACACCGCUGACCAUUGAGAUAACGGUAGGGAAUGAAGUUAGCAUCGGAAAAACCUCUGACAGCGAUAUCAAUUAUGGUGUAUCAGACGGUACCAGAUUUAUCGGGUUUGAAACGUGCGAUAAGAGAAAUUAUAACUUCAAAUCCCCAUGUUACGGGAUAGAAGGCACGUCUGGCUCUACUCUAACUUCGUUUCGAUAUACUGCAUUUACUCCCAAGCCCAUCGACUCUUUCUACCCCGGUCAGUUUGUCUUUACUCUCAAGCUGGAUGAACGCUGGGGCUCCUGCUACACUGCGCAUGACGGAGGUUACGUGAGGACCGCUGGCUACAACAACCGACUGAUGCUCAACAAGGGACUCACUCUUGAAGUUUAUAAGGAACACGGAGAUACGGUUGGGAUCAAGUUCAUUAAAGUCGUGAUCAUACAAGACAAUGCGUAGAACGUGGAAUGAGGCAAAUGAUUAUGUUCUGUAUAAUAAUUUGAUUUGAUAUUCUGAUAACGUAACUGGCCCCUAUAACGUUCGAUCUGCAUUUUCUCAUAUUUCAUUACACGACUAAGCUAUAUCAGAGGGCCAAUAACUAUUUUCGGUAGAAUAAAAUUGCUCUAUUGCC
This is a messenger RNA of Orbicella faveolata, 1267 nucleotides long. RefSeq lists its product as uncharacterized. Lineage: Eukaryota; Metazoa; Cnidaria; Anthozoa; Scleractinia; Merulinidae. The record is from RefSeq and is a predicted model, not a curated record.